AUGAAAUUCGAUGAUUUCUAUGAGACGGUUGGCGUGUUUGGUCCGUAUCAAAAGACCAAAUACUUUUUACUAUGCUUGACCAAUUUGUUGCCACCAAUUAUGGUCUAUGCUUGGACAUUCAUAGCUGCUAGUCCGCAAUUCAAUUGUAGACCACCAUUUGAUAUGUCUUCGAAUAAUGUUACAAAUGAACUAGGUUAUUCAUCUAUACCAACAGCAGCUCAAUGUCGCGAAAGUCACAAAAGAAUAUCAUUGAAAGAAUGUCAACGAUGUUUUUACGUGGCUAAUACUACUAAUAGUUAUGGUAGCAUCAAUGAGUUGACUGCUUGCCAAAAUUUUACUUUUAAUCGAACUUAUUAUGAAUCAACGCUUGUAGAACAUUGGUCUAUGGUAUGUGAUCAAGUAUCAUUAAAGAGUAAUGUUCAAAGUGUCUUCUUUUUCGGUUAUAUGGUGGGUUCACUUCUCUUUGGUAUCCUUUCUGACAGAUUUGGAAGACGACCUAUCAUGGGUGUUUCAUUUGUAUUGAUGUUUAUUGCUGGCAUCAUAUGUGCAUUGGCACCGGAAGAAUUAAUUGGUCGUGGAACAAGUUACCAUUUUUUUGCAUUAGGUCGAUUUUUACUAGCUUGUGCAACACGUGGAAUUAGUAUUACUGCUUUUGUCAUCGGUUCAGAAAUAGUUGGUUCAAAACAGCGUUUAUUCGCUGGUAUUGUGAUUAAAUAUUUCUUUGCAUUGGGUGAAUUAUUACUCUUAAGUUUUGCUGUAACCAUUCGAACAUGGCGAACGUUGAAUGCAGUUCUCGCUGUUGUGCCUGUACCAUUUAUUUUUUUCUAUUUUAUUUUGCCUGAAAGUCCUCGAUGGCUUGUCUCUGAACAACGUUAUGAUGAAGCUGAAUUGAUUUUUCAUCACAUUGCUGAAAAGAAUAAGACACAUUUUGAUCCAGUACUUUAUCAACGUUUUGUUAGAGAAGACAGAAAAAGAGUAGCUGCUAGCCAAGAGGUGAAUCAUGGAGUUAAAGCCUUAUUUCGUUCAAAAGUAAUGGGAAUAAUUGCAGUGAAUAUGUCGUAUCAAUGGUUCGUACAGAAUCUUGUCUUUUAUGGUACUUCACAGAGCACUGAUAAGUGGAGUAACAAUCCGUAUAUUGGGUUUGGCACUAGUGCUUUUGUUGAAUUAUUUGCUUACUUUGCUGUUCAUUUAUUACUUGACCGAUGGGGUCGUAAAUUAACAUAUUGUUUAUUUGUAUUCGCACUGAUAUGCACAACAAUACUAGUCGUGCCAAUUCAAAUGAUUGUGCCAAAAGAUAGCAAAUAUCAAAUUUAUCUCAUGUUUACAGUGAAUGCUGCCCUAAAAUUUCUUGCUUCAGGCUCAUAUGUAAUUAUUUAUAUAUAUGCAAAUGAAACAUUUCCAACCAAAGGUCGUAAUACAGGCAUGGGUGUAUGUUCUAUGAUUGCUCGUGUAGGAGCAAUUAUGGGAACAUAUUCUAAUGAUAAUUUGACUCGAGCAUGGCAACAUUUUCCCGUUGUUAUCUAUGGAAUUACUAGUUUAUUUGCGAUGCUUCUUGCUACUGUGUUUCCAGAAACACUCGAUAAACCAUUACCACAAACGAUUGAAGAUGUAGAACGAAUGGGACUUGCCUGUUCAUUCACCCGUCCAAAGAAGAAAAAGAAUACGCAUGUCAAUGGUACUAACGAUUUCGGAGAUGACUUUUUAUUGAAGAAAACGCUGACAGAAGACGUUGACUUGUAG
Molecule: messenger RNA, 1740 nt
Organism: Rotaria socialis
Lineage: Eukaryota; Metazoa; Rotifera; Eurotatoria; Philodinida; Philodinidae
Source: the annotation of a GenBank genome assembly